Messenger RNA from Lotus japonicus, 1095 nucleotides. RefSeq lists its product as uncharacterized. The record is from RefSeq and is a predicted model, not a curated record. Bases 1 to 1095 code for a protein of 364 amino acids. NCBI's taxonomy places the organism in Eukaryota, Viridiplantae, Streptophyta, Magnoliopsida, Fabales, Fabaceae. The transcript has 2 exons.
AUGGAUUCUAUUCCAUUGACGGCAGUUGACCAACAUUGGAGGAUGCUUACAACAACAGCUACACCUGAUGAAUCUCAACCUGUUAUGAGAUUGAGCAUUGCAACAAAGUUGGAGGUCUUUGCGAAGAUGUUUGAAGAGGCUAAUGUUCCGAUGAGACAAGCUAUCAAAGAGAGGCUUCGGGAGAUUGCAUACCCAAAUCAGACUUCUUUGUGUCCUCCUCCAAACAAAUUGCCUACAAAGGGCCGGCCUGGUGAAUUUAAGGGUUCAACUAGACGUCUUCCUUCAAAGUGGGAGAAUGUUGAUAAUCUAGUAAAGUCACUACAAGCUAGCAACUCACCUGGGCUUCCUAGCAGUAAGGUCACUAAGGUGCCUAAAAUUCGCUCAACAAAGUGGAAGAGCUUAACACCGAAACAAUCAGCACCAAAGAAGAAAGGCAAGAGGAUGGCAAUCAAGUUACCUGGGCUCCCCCCACAGUCCCCUAAACCCAAAGUUUACUCAACCAACUACAUUCAUGAGGUGUCUGAAUUCCUCCGUGAACAUGUAAUUGACAUUGUGAAUUGUGGAUAUAGAUGCAUUGCUUCUUUGAUGGGCAAGGGGGAAAAUAACUGGCAUGAAGUUCGGCACGAAAUGAUAAGGGAGCUUACAUCACGCAAGACAAUUUACCUUGAUUUGUAUACCACAAACAAACAUUACGAUCAGGUACUGCAAGCCUUGCAUCUUGCUCCGAGGGAGAUUGCAACAAUGGACAAGUGGUUAAACAUGCCUGAUAUGGGUCACAUUGUUGCUACAUUGUACCAAAUUAUGUUUGUGACCUUGUCAGCUAAGGGGUGCUCCACCUACCUUCCUCUCACCGGUCCAGUGCCACAUCCGUUAGAGCACCAGAUUGUAUGUUUGUUCCUUGUCAACAACAACCAUUGGGUGAAGGCGCAUAUAUCAAGUGACUUUCCUUUGCCGGUGAUUAAUCCACAAUGGCGCUAUCAUUGUACCGUUGAAGCUCGUGGUUGGGAGCGACCAUACCUGGAUCGCAUGACCAGAUUUGUGGAGAACAUACCUGGAUGGCAGAGCGAUGAAAUCAUAGAUCUCGUUGAUGACUAG